Molecule: messenger RNA, 2650 nt
Organism: Poecile atricapillus (Black-capped chickadee)
Lineage: Eukaryota; Metazoa; Chordata; Aves; Passeriformes; Paridae
Product: interferon-like
Exons: 1
Coding region: 220-792 (190 amino acids)
Biological process (GO): positive regulation of peptidyl-serine phosphorylation of STAT protein; defense response; natural killer cell activation involved in immune response
Cellular component (GO): extracellular region
Molecular function (GO): type I interferon receptor binding; cytokine activity
Source: RefSeq, a predicted model, not a curated record
CUGCCUGUCCCGAGACCACUACAGCCACCAGCCCAAACCAGAAACCACGGGCGGAAACCCCCAGCAAUCGGAAAGCGAAGAAGGGAAAGCUGCCACCAUACAAAGCCGCACGCCCGGCGGCGUCCCAAGCACAGCCACCAGCACCAACACCAGCAGCACCAACACCGAGCCUCGCCGGGCUCCUGCUCAGCACCGGCCGACAGCACCCACAGACCCACCAUGGCUGCGCUCAAAGCCCCACAGACACGCCUGCCGCACGCCGCCCCGGCGCUCCCGCUCCUCCUCACCGCUCUCGCCACCGCCCUCGCCUGCCAACAGCUCUGGACACACGACGACACCUUCCCUGGCGACGCACUCCGCCUCCUCCAGGACAUGGCUCCCAGCCACACACAGCCCUGCCACCUCCAGGAGCCGCCCUUCUUCCCCGACACCCUCCUCCGCGACAACCUCCACCCGCACCAAGCCGCCGUCACCGCCCUCUGCAUCCUCCAGCACCUCUUCCACACCCUCAGCACCAACAGCACCCGCCAGCACUGGCCCACCCAGGCUCGCAACGACCUCCUCAACAAACUCCAGCACCACAUCCACCUCCUCGAGCAAUGCCUCCCCGACAACGCCGCGCUCUUCAAAGGACCACGCAACCUGCUGCUCACCGUCAACAAGUACUUCAGGGACAUCCACCUCUUCCUCCGUGCCCACAACCACAGCGCCUGCGCCUGGGACCACGUCCGCCUCGAAGCUCGCGCCUCUUUGCAGCACCUCCACAACCUCACACGCACCAUGCGCCGCUAGCACAGACACCCACGCCCAAAACACCCACCUCCAGGACCUCACCCGCCCGUCCCCCCAACCUGCGACAACCGACGUGCCUGUAACAACCGCACGGCACCUGCAGCCUGCAACCACUGCGUCUCCACUGGUACAGCCUCUCCCCUUCAUUAGGACUGAAGACUUUCUCUACUCAAUUAUUUGUUUGCUCAUUUAUUUAUUUAUUACCUUAUUUAUUUAUUUGCCUAUUUAUUUACUUAUUCACGUAUUUAUUUUUCUACUUACUCGCUAUUUUAUGCCACGGAAAAUAAAGACCCAUGACAAAACAACUGCCACUGCCUCUUGUCUCACUAGCACUGCAACCGCUCUUUGGGCCGGGGGAAAGCCUUCUCCGUUCAACACCAACUCCAAGCCCCGCUCCAAACAGUCCCUGCCCACUCUUCUCACUGGCCCAGCAGCAUCCUGGAGCAACCACUCGGGAAAAGCCAUUGCCAGCAUUUGGCCAACACCCCAGAAUCACCACCCAAAAAUAAAGAAGCGCUAAGGUUGGAAAGCACCGCUGCAGCUCAUCCGCUUCAUCCAUCCAAAUGCCUGGCCCUGGCACUUACAGACAAGGAUGGCCCGCGGGACAGUGUCAAACACUUGCCACAACUCCAGGCACACAAGGUCACUUACUCUUACACAGCGCUCCACAGCCCUAACUACACAGAACAUCACCAAAAAUGCCGGGAACGGCAAUUUCCCACUUUCAAAAGCCACAGUCAGUCCCCAUUUCCAGUCACCUGUCUCAUUUCCAGCGGCCUUAGCAGAGCUUCUCUUUCCCACAGAAGCUGCCUCAUCAUCUUGCCUGCAACGAAGCUCACGCUGACUGCUCUGCAGUUCACACACUCUUCUGCUAUUCCCUUUGUAAAAACAGGGGGACUCUUUCCCUUCUUCUACUUAUCGGUGACUUGACAAACAUCAUUUCUCAAAACCGAUCAACGCUGGCCUACAACUCCACCUGACAGUCCUCUCAGGACUUGCAGAUGAAUCUCAUCAUGGACUUCCACAUACUCAGCUUCCUUAGACGGUCUCACACCACAUCUUAUCCUCCAGUGGCCUCGGCCUCUUCAUUCUUCAUUGCAGGGCUCCCAGCACUUGCCUUCCGUGAUGUUGGCAGUGUGGCAGGAGCUCAAUGACACACAAGGCUGCAACCACCUGCUCCUCUCCACAGCCUCUUCUCCCUGAAGUCUAAAACCCCCAGACCCCAGCACCCACUCAUCGUACGAAUAGUCACGAGGCUACGUCCUCGUGAGGCCAGCCAUGUCAUCCCCGCGCAAAUCUGUGAACAAACAAAGAGGUGCAAACACCUCUUUGCUCUCCCCAGAUUUUGGCCUUUCUUUAAAGGCAUCUGAAACUACUGGCAGGUCUUCUCUACUCCACCUGAAGCAGCCCAGCCCCCUCAGCCUUUCUCACACGUGAUGUCCUCUCAUGCCCUCUGCAUCUUCGCAGCAGACAUUCCUGCCAAAAGCUCCACUCCUCCCCGCCAUGAACUAAAGAGCCUUGAGCUGGACACACUCUUCCGGGGGAGGGCUCCGGCAAUCCCAAAACACAGCACCGUUCCUCUGGCGGGCGACAGUCCCCCUUCGCUCUCUGCCUGCCUCAUCUACGGAAGCAGGCGAAACAAAACUAUGGCCCCGCUCUAACGCCAAACAAACACCACCACAGACACACAGCAAACAACACAGGAGCAACAAAGCUCUCCCGGUUUUCCUACUCCUUCUUCAUCGACCCUAUUUUGAAAUGUCUUGUUGCCCUGCCACCUCAGCUUCCGAGACGGCACCUGGGCCACACCGCUGCAAGAACGCACUCGCGGCCUCCGAGGCUUACUCCCGCACACAGC